AUGUCGAACCAGGGAACUGAUAUAUGGAAUAAGUUCAAGUCAUCUACCAAAUCACUCUCAACAUCCUUUUCUAAUCUAUCGGUUAAAACCGAGAAGGAUGGAGAUACACCCGAGUCAACAUUAAUUCACAAAGCAUUAGUUAAACACUAUAGAAAAAAGGAGCCAUUUGAGGGCUUUCCAGAAUGGUUAGGACAUACAGAAGAGAUCCCUGAUAGACAAACACCCAUAAAUAGUGCACGAAUUUCAAGCCCAGGCCAGUCUUCGCGGAGUGGGGAAAGUUCAGUCAGAAGCACUGCUGGGAUGGCUUUCCAAAAAAUAUACUCUUCGGUUCAAUCAGCGAAGACUAGCGGUGAGUAUACUUCCUCCAGGAACUUUUACCAACAAGAAUCACACCUCUCUGACCAAUACGGUGAUUCCGGUAGUGCGGGUUCCACCUUUAGAUUGCAACGCGAAUAUGCUCCCGGCUCUGGCCGACUUAAUUCAGAUGGGAGUGCUUCAACGGGGUCUCAGCGGGGAGCGGUUCGCUCCCAUUCCCAUAGAAUGCUGGCACAUAUGAGAUCAAACAUUUCUAGGCGAGAAACUUUUGACCUUUGA
This is a messenger RNA of Eremothecium sinecaudum, 594 nucleotides long. It is a transcript of the gene MSO1, whose product is annotated as Mso1p. The record is from RefSeq and is a predicted model, not a curated record. The transcript has a single exon. Bases 1 to 594 code for a protein of 197 amino acids. Lineage: Eukaryota; Fungi; Ascomycota; Saccharomycetes; Saccharomycetales; Saccharomycetaceae.